Messenger RNA from Pseudovirgaria hyperparasitica, 2361 nucleotides. RefSeq lists its product as uncharacterized. The record is from RefSeq and is a predicted model, not a curated record. The transcript has 2 exons. The coding region runs from base 36 to 2192 and encodes 718 amino acids. Lineage: Eukaryota; Fungi; Ascomycota; Dothideomycetes; Acrospermales; Acrospermaceae.
AUACGACUUAGAUUUAGAAAGGUUUACAGAAAGUCAUGUCUGUGGUUGAGCACAAGCGCUCACUGGACGAUAACGAUGGUGAUGGCAUGGCCACACGCAAAAAAUUGAAGAUCUCGGACUUGCCUCUCACGCCCGAGAAGAGGAAUGCCAUUGAUGAGCUCCUGCACAGAUUCAAGAAGAAGGGUGGCUUCGACGACCUACGCAAGACUGUCUACGCACGAUUUACUAAAGAUGAUGCGCGCUCCGCCCUUACCACAUCCCUCCAAGAAAUAGCUGAUCAAGAGCUCGAAGCGAACCCUAAUCUACUCGCCAAGGAACCAAGAAUGACUGCACCUCUGAUUGCUGGAGCUGCUGAGCGUGGAGACACGUAUACAGCUGCCAUGGUCGCCGUAGAUGGUUUUAUCGAUGAUCUACUUGGAUCGAUUGCGAUUCCGAAGUUGCGCGACAUCCGUGCCAACGAAGUAGGCUCAGAUGUCGCGGCUGCCGAAGCAGAGAAGGGAAGCAAAACCGACGAUGAUUACCACCGAGAAGUCGAAGAGCGACGCCGGGAACGUGCUGCGAUUCGCGAAGCCGAGCUUGAGAAAGAGCGCGAGGCUGAGAGGAAACAGAAGCAGGAGGAAGAUAAGCGUAGACGUCGUAGAGAGGAAGAAGAGGAAGAGCGAGAAAGAGAACGUCUCGAGCGCGAAGAGAAAUAUCGACGAGAGCGAGAAAGGGAGCGUGAGAGAGAACGAGAUCGUGAGCGAGAAAGGGAGCGUGAGCGUGAGGACCGUAAGAGAUACUACGAUAGAUCACGGGAGCGAGACUACUCAAGAGAUCGAAGCCGCGACGACCGUGAGCGCCGAGACCGCAGACGACGAGACGACCGCAGCAGGGAUGAGUCUGUGGAAGUCGGUACGCCUGUCAAAGAUAGAAGACGGGCUAGUCUUGCAGCUAGUUUGAACUCUCAUCCACCGGAGGAGUCAAGCAUGGAAGACUUAGCGCUACAAGCAUUGCUGAAGGAAGGCGAAGAGAUCAAAAAGUCAAGACAACGACCAACCUUCGAGAAAGAUGAAGACCUCGAACCGAUCGUGAUCCAGCCACCCACGAGGAAGUCUCUAGUACCCAAAUCCAUCAAGCCUGUAGAUCCAGCUGCCGCUAGACUGGCGAAGUUGGAUGUCAACGUUAAUUCUUCGAUCAGCAAAAGCGUCAAGCCAGGCAUCAAGAUUGAACUUAAGAACACCACCGAAUCGCCCGCUACACCAAAACCUCUGGACCUCAGAGAUGGACUUCCGGGGCCAGAGAUAAUCAAGUCUGAUACAGAAGUGCAAGAGAAAAUAUCGAUUCGUUCUCACAGUCGCGACCCGCGCAAGGACUCCCCUGAAGCGAUCCGCGCCAGUCGGGACGACGAUUGUAACGAGGAAAAAUACCGCGACCGAAGAUCCUCACGAUACCGCGACGACUAUGAUAGAUCCCACAGCAGGUAUGAUAAAGAUCGCGACCGACGCUCUUCCAAAUACGAUCGAGACUCCCGCCGAAGCCGCUCCCCAGACCGACGUCGUAGCUAUCGCGACCGCUCCACAUCCUCGGCACCUCGUCGCCGCCGCUCUCGCUCACGCAGUCCCAAGGACAUUGACCGCUACGUUCCUGGCUCUAUGGGCCGCAAGAAAUCUGAUCGAAGUCGCGACGAGCGAGAUGACGGCGAGAUCAAAGAUCGCGAUUCAGAAAAGCCUAAGGAUAGGGAUCAUGACAGAAGUGAACGCAGAGAUCGCGAGAGGGAUAGAGAUCGCGACCGAGACCGGGACUAUGACCGCGACCGCGACCGUGACCGCGACCGUGACCGUGACCGCGAUCGUGACCGUGACAGAGACAGAGAUCGCGAUAGGGACUAUCGCAGCAGCAGAGACACGCGAGACUACCGCCGUGAUGAUCGACGCGACAAUCGUCGCGAUAGAGACCGCGAUCGAGGUGCAGGAGAAAUUGACCGGUAUAUGCCUAGUACGAGUGCGCGAGUCAAGGAGCUGAAAACUUAUCCCGAACGAGAGCGAGAUAGGGAGCGAGAUAAGACUCGUGGCGAUAGGGAUAAGGAGAGGGAUCGCGACGAUAAGGAUAAGGAGAGAGAUCGCGAUAGGGAUAGGGAUCGGGAUCAGGAUCGAGAUAGCAGACGCAGAGAUAGGUCGCGGUCGCGGUCAAGAAGCAGGGGCUCAAGGAGAUGAUGGUUUAGGCAUCACAUCAUAUGAUUCCUGUAGUAUGAUAUUAGGCAUAGGGAAUCACGGUAGCGAUGGAGGCAGCGAACAGUCUCCGAACAACACUAUGUAUUUUAAGAUUUAUCCGGUUUGGUCGAAAGUAGUGUCUAUGGUUCAAACGAAGGUCCUGCAAAGCAUU